Molecule: messenger RNA, 492 nt
Organism: Lotus japonicus
Lineage: Eukaryota; Viridiplantae; Streptophyta; Magnoliopsida; Fabales; Fabaceae
Product: ethylene-responsive transcription factor 4-like
Exons: 1
Coding region: 1-492 (163 amino acids)
Biological process (GO): regulation of DNA-templated transcription
Molecular function (GO): DNA-binding transcription factor activity; DNA binding
Source: RefSeq, a predicted model, not a curated record
AUGCCUCGAAGAGCCGUUCUCCCUCGACCCGACCCGACGAACGUGGCCACAGAGGUCAAGUACAGGGGGGUCAGGAAGAAUCAAAGUGGUCGUUACACCGUCGAGAUCUAUGACUCAAAGAAGAAAAAGAACAUCUGGCUUGGCACAUUCAGCACCGCGGUGGAAGCUGCGCAUGCCUAUGACGCGGCGGCGCGUGAGCUUCGCGGUGACAAGGCCAAGCUCAAUUUUCCUAUCCCAACAGAGAUCAAGUUCCCCAUCCUGGCGGAGCUAGCCAACAACAACAACUUGGUCGUGCGCAGUCCUAGCCAGGGUAGCACCUUGGAGUUCCCCUAUUUGCCAAUGUUGGAUCUCACUCUUGCCACUCCUGAUGCUACCGCAGUGGUUUCCUCCCUUGCUAUUCUUGAAGCUAAUGCGGCGGUGCGGGUCCUAGAUCCGAACCUGGUGGAUCUGGACCUUAACGCUCCACCUCCGUCAGAGAAUACCAACUCUUGA